UCUCUCACCAACUGGGGGCGGCGUGGUUGUUAUUGCUCCCAUUGGACUGACCGGGAGACUGAGGCUCUAGUCAGUUUGAGGACUGGCGGAAAGUGACCGGGGUCGCUGGUCUCGAACUCCCGUUACUGUUGAUGCCCAGUGCUGGCCAGGGCAUCAAGGAGGGUGGUGAGAAGCCUCGGGGAGCCCAGACUGCAGACAAAGCUGGCUGGAUCAAGAAGAGCAGUGGGGGCUUCCUCGGGCUCUGGAAAGACCGCUAUCUGCAUCUCUGCCAGGCCCAGCUGCUGGUCUGUGAAAAUGAGGACGAGCAGAAGUGUGUGGAGACUGUGGAGCUGGGCUCCUAUGAGAAAUGCCAGGAUCUCCGGGCCUUCCUUAAGCGGAAACACCGCUUUAUUCUGCUGGCAACAAGAACUCACAGUUCUCCAGGCAACAAGGUCAGCGAUAUCAAAUUCCAAGCACCCAGUGGGGAGGAAAAGGAGUCCUGGAUCAAAGCCCUCAACGAAGGGAUCAACCGAGGCAAGAACAAGGCUUUCGACGAGGUAAAGGUGGACAAGACCUGUGCCCUAGAGCACGUGACAAGGGACCGGGUGCGUGGGGGCCAGCGACGCCGCCCACCUACAAGAGUCCAUCUGAAGGAGGUAGCCAGCGCUGCUUCUGAUGGACUUUCGCGCCUGGACCUCGAUGUUCCGGACAGUGGGCCACCAGUGUUUGUCCCCAGCAAUGAUGUCAGGGCCACCCAGCCCCGGGAGAUACCCCGGCCCCCCAUGCCUCCUACCAAGCCUUCCCCAGAGCCUGAGACAACCAGCCUUGAUGACAGAGUGGAGACCCCUGCGGGGGAAAAGCCCCCAACCCCUGUUCCAGCUAGCUCUGAGGCCCACUCUGAGAGCCGGGAAGAUUCAGAGACUCCGGUGGGGGAGGACAGUAGCUCUGAACAGCCUCACAGUGGGGUCCUGCCUGAAAAACUGAAGGUCAGCUGGGAGAACCCCAGCCCUGAGGAGCCUGUUGACCAUGAGAGUGCAGCCCCAUCCCAGGGGCCCUCCUCUGAGACUUCUGCAGCUGCUCCCAAGGAGAGUGGGAAGCCCCCUGCACCCCCACCCAAAAUCUUAUCAGAGAAACUGAGAGCCUCCAUGAAGGGGAUGGAGGCUUCUGGGCCAGCCCCACGAACCAGGACCUCUGAGACCUCUGCCCUGAGCCCAGAGCAGGUCUCAGUGAAUGGUGUAGAUGAUGGUCCUGAGCCCGCCAAGCCAUCCCAGGCUACAGGCACCCCAGGAACUCCCAAAGAGGAUGCAAAAAAGUCCACAGCACUGCCCCUCUGGGACCUGCCAACCCAGUUCCACACCCGCUGCUCCUCCCUGGGAAACCUGCUUGGGGAAGGCCCCCGGCAUCCAUGGCAGCCUGGGGAACGACUGUAUCGGGCCCACCUGGAGGUGAAGGUUGCCUCAGAGCAGACAGAGAAACUUUUGAACAAGGUGCUGGGCAGUGAGCCGGCUCCUGUGAGUGCUGAGACAUUGCUCAGCCAGGCUGUGGAGCAGCUAAGGCAGGCCACCCAGGUCCUGCAGGAAAUCAGAGAUCUGGGAGAGCUGGGCCAGGAAGCACCUGGACUGCGGGAGAAGAGGAAGGAGCUGGUGACUCUGUACCGGAGAAGCGCACCCUAGGGCCUGUUGGGCCAGAGCACGGGCCCUCCUGGCCCACCCAGUCCUUCAAGGCCCAGCCCUGCUGACAAAUGUGCUUCUGCUCAGGCUAUAGAAGGGUCCUCAGGCACAUGUGGAUUGGCCAGGACCUGCAGAGACUCCUGGUAUCCUUCCUGCCACUGUCCCGGUGCCUCCCAGAGGCCACUGUCUUGUAAUCUGGCCCAGCCUCUGGGCUCUGAGCUCGGGCUGGCAGCACGCACUCCAACCUAUGUGCUUUCGUGGUUGUUCCAAACUGCCCCAGGGCUUUGGCAUAAUGCUUGGGGUUUCUGGAGGGGGGUGUCAUCUCCGUUUCCCACCCCCAGUAGUUUACAUUCCUGAUUUCUGAAUAGAGCACAGCUGAGCCCACCUGCAGCCUCCAUGUCUACGUAUUCCUAGGCAAAGAACCUCAAUGUCAUCUACCCUCCCAAAGUCAGCCACCCUAUUCCGAGUAGCUGUUGGGCCUGGGUCCACACAAUAGGUUCAGCUGAGUGAGACCUGGAACCGGCCUCUAAGGCAGGUUGGAAAGGGUCCGUGUGAGGAAGCCUCUUGCUGUGUGUUCCCUCUCUGAGCCCAGUUCCCAUUAUGUAAACGAGGACGUGUCCUGCAGCCCUUCCCCUCUGAUGAGAUAUGAUUGGAGGACUCCCAGGAGAAGGAGGGACUUGAAGAAUCUGCUGGUCUAGUUCCUGCCCCUGCACCAGCUUGUGCCCAGAUUGGCAUGUCUGUGUAGAGGAGAACCGCAGAACGCCCGGAUGGUGUCAAUACCAGAAAACCCUGUGUGUAAUUCAUUAGAAACCAACCUUCAAGAGAGAGGCCCCUCCAACUUCUGUGCCUCCCCACGUGGGUUGUUCUGUCUCAUCCCAUUAGGUUCAAGAUCUCAGUCAUUUCUUCAAAUGUUGAGGGGGAUGUUGGGGCCUGAAACCACUUCCCUCUCCCUUCUUUUCCCCACCCCUUGGCUCCGGCCCCGGAUGGCUGCUCCUCCUGAACUUCCCAGUGGAAGGGAGCAUGUUCUCCUGUGCCUUUCCUGGUCUGUGCCUGCACCCUGGGCCUCCCUCCCUCUCCACCCAUUGUCCUCGGCUCUGGGAGCAUAUCCAGUCCCCAUCCUGCUGUGGCUGCAGGACUGAGGGCAGGACCUGUAGGUGCAGAGGCUUUGAAGGUCAUAGCCAUUCUCUCUGGGGCCUGUGGGAGUGGGAGCAGCUUCUAGUGGCCUGGCCAGGGCAGUUCUGCAUGUGCACUUUUGUUUACUGAAGGCGAGAGGAAGCAGGGUCACAACUGCACAUUUUAGCCUUUCUGCACACCACCCCAUCCCCAGCCACAAGUCCUGCCUACUGCCAGUGCAGGUCCAGGCUUUACUGUACUUUUACAUUCACGUUGUUCCUGAGGGUAGUGGCCAGCUAUCAGCAGGGGCGGAUGUCCACUCUGUGGCCUGUACUGGGCAGGGGUGAGCAGUAAUGCCCUGGCUUGUGAAAUCCCAUUGGCCUCCUCAAAUCACUCUCCCUGGACAAACUGCUUCAUGCCACAGUCUGCCUCUUCCUCUCCGUCUCCAGUGUGAGAGCACAAAUGUCACUUGCCCCUUCUUUCUCCCUUGGGGGACCCUUUCCCCACUAGCAAGCUGUUGCUGGCCAAGUCAUUUGCUCCUGGAGACUACAGCCUCGAUUUCCUCUUCUGGUGACCAGGCUGGGCAAGAAGCUAUGAACCAUGCCGGUCGCCUAAUGCCAUUGGUUCCCAUGGGGAGCCCCAAGGGGAAAGCCCGCUUCCAGGGGGAUGACUGUGGGAACAUGCAGGGGCUGCCUUGCCUGCUGCCUUGAGGAAGAUGAUGUUCCAUGUCUUCUGCGUGUGAAGCAUCUUUGUUGAAGUUUUUGCAAUAAAUCCACUUUGAUGGAAUUUUCCUGGCACAAACCUGUUUGUUGGUGUGGGAUCAGCUUCAGGCUGGCCUCAUGGAAGCUGAGGGUAGGUAGUGGUUAAUCACUGGCAUCCUGGUCCUCCAAACUCAGUUCUAGAGCCUCCUUUCCACAUAAACUCGCUCGCUCAAAUGGAGGUUUCAUGAUGUUAU
Molecule: messenger RNA, 3717 nt
Organism: Talpa occidentalis (Iberian mole)
Lineage: Eukaryota; Metazoa; Chordata; Mammalia; Eulipotyphla; Talpidae
Gene: PLEKHO2
Product: pleckstrin homology domain containing O2
Exons: 6
Coding region: 132-1652 (506 amino acids)
Biological process (GO): macrophage apoptotic process
Source: RefSeq, a predicted model, not a curated record